AUGGUACGUCCAAAUCGUUGUAACCGUCUUCGUCGAAAUGAAGAUAAUAUCAAAGAAAAUUAUCGAGAGGCUAUUCAAAACCUCUCCAUAGGUUUGGCAAGAGUACGUCGUGAACUAGACCGUGCUCAAAACGGUCACCAGGGUGCCUUACGGAUGUUAACCAGACUUUUGAACAAAAACACUCAGUUAAUAGAGGUUAAUAUCUGUUUACGUAGGCAUGUUAUUUCCUUGCAAAAUACUAUCGAACGUCUAAGAAUGGAAAAUGAGUUUUUUUGUCAAACUAUUUUCCAUACUCUUCCUGGUCAACCUCAAUUUACACAUUUCGGUGUAGUUGAGGUCAAUGGUGACAACAGUCACUUUGUUCCUCCUACAUUAUUUUAUACGUAUGCAAUGGAAGGAUUAGAUUUUGAUAACCUCGACGAGAGUGAAGAUGAUAGUGAUACUAUUACUGAUAAUAUUUAA
This is a messenger RNA of Dentiscutata erythropus, 462 nucleotides long. Lineage: Eukaryota; Fungi; Glomeromycota; Glomeromycetes; Diversisporales; Gigasporaceae. The record is from the annotation of a GenBank genome assembly.